CUUAUAACAAAACUAAUUUCCGUAAAGAGAGCGAGAGAGUGAGAUCGCGAGUCACCUGAAAGCGGCACAAGACCUGCCCCUUUUCAAAUUCAGACACAUACAGACGCGUAGACACAGUCAACUACAAUACUCGCAUGGACCGAGGAGAGGUUUGUGGGUUAAAGUCCCAGCUAGGCAUGAUGGAAGAAGAGUUUUAUUCGUUUGACUUGGACGCUGAAGAUCUGUCUGGGGAGCUCCAUCCCAGCGAGCUUCUCGCUGCCCUGAAACAGAAAGAGCAAGAGUUGAUUCUGGCUGCGGAGCUGGGGUCUGCGCUUCUGUCAGAAAACCGACAGUUAAAAGAGCAGAACAACACCCUGCACGAGGAAUAUAGCGACAGACUUGAGGAGCUGGAACAGGAGAAGCACACGCUGCAGGUCAAGUUUAAGGCACGGCAGGCAGAGUGGGAGAGCCAGGUGUGUGAGCUGGAGAAGGAUGUGAAGGAGCUGAACAGACAGGUGGAGAGGCUGAGCGAGAGCCUGGACCAAGCAGAGAAGGACAAGAGCCAGAGCAUACAGGACUGCAGCGAGCAGAACCAGAGACUGAUAGAACAACUCAACAAGGCGGUGCAGGCCGAGAGGAGCCUCACAGCUGAGCUGCAAACCCUGAAGAAUGAGUUUCAGGAGAAGAACCGCUCCCUGGACCAGGAGGAGGCUGUGCUCCACAUCCUGAAGGAGGAGGUGGUUUUGCUGUCCGAGCAGAAGCUAGCCCUGGAGCAGAGGAUUAAUACUGUGUGUUUGGAGGAUGAAGCUCUGCAGGAUAGUCUGAGUUCCCUAAGGGCACAGAUCACACGACUGGAGAGCCGAAGCCUGGAGCAGGCCCUGCAGCUGCGAGAGUCUGCGCGGGAGCUGGAGGCAGCGCGGGAGGGGAGCAGGCAGCUGCAGCUGCAAGUGGAGGAGCUCCAGGAGGAGGUGUGUCUGCAGGAUCACAGCCAGUCCCUGCACAACCUCUCCCUGCAGUCUGAGAUCGAGCAGAGCCUGGAGAACGAGAGCUGGGGCCACGAGAAGGAGCAGAUUACCAGAGAAAUCCAUUCCAUUCGGGAGCAGCUCCAAACAGUGGUUGAUUUGGAAACGUCAGAGAGCCCAGCAGACAGUGUCUUCCAGUCUGCCAGCCUGCACAUAGCGCUGUCUCAGCUCAGCCAGCUAGCUCAGACACUGGCACGGACCCACUCAUCACAGGAAGUGAAGCAGAACAGUGUCUCUCAACAGCAGAAUCCUCGUGAGAACCAGGGUUUAACAGAGGAGCUGCGCUCUCAGAACGACCAGCUCAGCAAAGAGAAUUCAGAGCUGAAAGAACGUCUGGAGACAAAACAAGCCGAUAGGCAAUUACAACAAGCCAUUCGAGACCGGGAUGAAGCCAUUGUAAAGAAGAAUGCCAUGGAGUCAGAACUGCUUAAGAGCAGGAAUGACAUGAUGUUGCUGAACAACCAGCUGCUGGAAGCGAUCCAUCGCAAGUUAGAGCUAUCUCAGGAGCUGGAGGCGUGGCAGGACGACAUUCAGAUCGUGAUCAACCAGCAACUGAAGAGCCAGCAGCAGCGUGACGAGAGGAAACACCAGCCAGCCAACAGCACCAACUCGCUGGCCUUUCUGCGCCGGCCCAGCAGACUCAACACUGAGAAGAAGAGUUUCUUAUCUCUCUUCAGGACCUGAGCCCCCAAACCCAACCCGCGGAACGAGGGUCGAACCCACAGAGACUGGGUUAACCUCAUGGACAACAUGGGAGGGGUCAGCCCACAUCUCAGGCCCAGACGAGACACAACUGCAAGGAUGCAUUCUGGGAAGCACUAUGUCAAGGAGUCAUCACCUUGAACAUUUAUAAUAUGAAGGGUUAGCAGUAUGUCAGUACUGCUCCGGGCAAAACUGGCAAUUAAGAAGAACCAAGACCUCCAAAUGUUUGACAUCAAAUAACCCAAUCAUUUUAAACUCACUGAUUUCCAGUUACUGGUGACCAGUGGUUCAAGUAUUUAUUACCUUUAUUAAUGAUCUGCCUAAAACCUCAUUUAUAAAGCUUUCAUUAAGCUAGACAAGCUUUUUAAAAUGUGUGUUUUUUUUACAGCAGAUUUAUGUGCAGGUACAGUCAGUGUUUGACUUAUGUUCAUGCAUGUUGAUAACAACAAUGGAAAACUACAGCAAUAUUCCAUAUAAUUAAGUUAAAAACAGGACAGAUUCUGUUUUAAAGUGUAUAUGUUUUUUGUGAUGAAUAGGUGAUUACAUGUUGUUUAAUAUGUACAUAGAAAGGUAAAAGAAACAUAAUGCUGUGUAAAUGUGCACUGUAGGAAUGGGGCUUUUUUAUUUCAAUUAUAUUCGGUCUGUAGCUAUAAUAAAGAUCAGUACAGAAGACUUACUGUAACUGUUAAUGCCAUCUGCAAAGCAAUCAGCUUCAGAAGUUCAUGUGCAAGAAACGAGGACCAAUGUGACAUACAGAAGACUUACUGUAACUGUUACAAUCAGCUUCAAUGUACAGAUGUAUAACAUGCCAAAUAUUUUGGUGUAUAACAGUAUAUUGAACUUUGUGUCAAUGCUUUUUUUUUUCAGUUUGACACAUCGUACUGGGAGCUUAGUCAUAAAUCGUAACAAUUGUAAAUUCUGGUGCUCAUUUUAUUUUUAGUGUCUUGACCAAAGGCAUGCAGUUCGUAGGGUUUGUAUCAGCUGAAAUAUUUUGCUGACCAUGCGUAAGUCACAGAUCUUAACUGACUCCUUUCCAAAAUCACUCCCAACAAUCCUGAUGUCUUAAAUGAACAAGUAAUAUUAGAUUGUUUAUAAUGUAAAAUAAAUACCUUUUUUUUAUAUUUAA
Molecule: messenger RNA, 2829 nt
Organism: Acipenser ruthenus (sterlet)
Lineage: Eukaryota; Metazoa; Chordata; Actinopteri; Acipenseriformes; Acipenseridae
Product: BICD family-like cargo adapter 1
Exons: 11
Coding region: 135-1685 (516 amino acids)
Biological process (GO): Golgi to secretory granule transport; vesicle transport along microtubule
Source: RefSeq, a predicted model, not a curated record